Molecule: messenger RNA, 585 nt
Organism: Spinacia oleracea (spinach)
Lineage: Eukaryota; Viridiplantae; Streptophyta; Magnoliopsida; Caryophyllales; Amaranthaceae
Product: pectinesterase inhibitor 11-like
Exons: 1
Coding region: 1-585 (194 amino acids)
Biological process (GO): negative regulation of catalytic activity
Molecular function (GO): enzyme inhibitor activity
Source: RefSeq, a predicted model, not a curated record
AUGGCUCGUCAAUUGUUCGUUCUCUUAGCCUUCACAACACUUUUGUUCGUCUCAAUGUGUUCCGUUUCCUUAGCAACCGACACUUCGGCCAUGGAUUUCGUCCAGAAAAUCUGCAAUGACGCUUCAUAUGACACCCUUUGCUUAGAUACCCUCGUCCCAAAAGCCAGCAAUAUAAGUGGUAACCCCAAAAGUGCAACCCGUUUUGCAAUCCAGGCCACAAUAUCGGAGGUCCAAUCUGUGUCAAGUAGUUUCAUAAACCUAUCAGAACACCCUGAAGAAUGGACUAACGAAGUCAAGACCCUUCAAAGAUGUGGUACUACAAUAGCUUCAUCGGUGACACACUUGUUGGAUGCAUAUGAAUUGACCACCCACUUGGGCGGCGGAGGUAGGGCUGUCAAGGUGUCGAAGAGGGCAAGUAUGGCCAACAGCGUAAAUUCAGUACUUAAUGCUAUGAAUACUUGCAUGAAUCAUCUCCAGACAUCGAGUGCUACAGACUCACAGAUUACAAGAGUUGAAGAUAUUAUGGAACCACUUGCUGAACUUGCUACUAAUGCUAUUGAUAUCAUUAAACACAUGCCGUUUUAA